Molecule: messenger RNA, 1233 nt
Organism: Anopheles maculipalpis
Lineage: Eukaryota; Metazoa; Arthropoda; Insecta; Diptera; Culicidae
Product: peptidoglycan-recognition protein LA-like
Exons: 5
Coding region: 19-1233 (404 amino acids)
Biological process (GO): peptidoglycan catabolic process
Molecular function (GO): zinc ion binding; N-acetylmuramoyl-L-alanine amidase activity
Source: RefSeq, a predicted model, not a curated record
AUACCAAGUGCCAAAAUCAUGGAGAACACAAGUGCGUCAACGACCGGUGCAGUGCCAGAUUCGGUGGCAAACGCGCUCAUGAGUAUUCAUCCACGGUACAACAGUUUCCAUCAGCACAAUGCCUUCCCGCCGGCUGCACCCGGGGGGAGUCUCGGUGCCCACUACCAACAGAAUGCGGACAGUCCGGGUAUGGCCACGAACCAUCAGAAUGGGCUCAGUACGGGCAAUGGCGGAAAUACAACCGUCCAACCGGCGGCCACGAGCGUCAUCAAUCUUUCAAACUCCAGCGACGUCGUCAUAGGUCCAAUGACACAGUACCAGGGUGCCGUUACGAUCUACCAGUACAUGGAUGCAACUGUCGAGGCUAGUAGAAUUGCAACCGGCCGCAAUAAUCAGAACCGUGGACUACCUUCGACCGAACCAUCGACCCUACGGCAGGAACGAUACUUCAUCUACGGUGCGCUGAUAUUUUUUGCGAUCGUUGGUUUCUCCACCGCUAUCUACUUCGUCGUGAACCAGGUCCACGGUUCCGCUGACAUUGACCGGGAGAUACUGUUCGGCGACAACUACCCACCGAAAACGAUGCCCAAUCUCGGCAACGGCCACAUAAUCAUCGACCGGCGUAAGUGGGGAUCACAGGAGAACGUCCGUGGUUCGGUGCCGCUGGAACAUCCGAUUGAGUAUGUGCUUAUUACACACAUUGGAGUGCCCACGAAGAAUUGCUCCGGUAUGCACGAAUGCUCCAAUCGGAUGCGGAUGCUGCAGGACGCGGCCAUUGGUGAGCGAAAUCUGCCCGACAUUCCUAGCAAUUUCUAUCUCGGUGCCGAUGGCAAUGUGUACGUGGGACGUGGCUGGGACAUUGCCAAUGCGUACCAAAAUCGAACACUGUCCGUGUGCUUUAUGGGAUACUUCCAAAAGUAUGGUCCGAAAGAUUCUCAGCUGUCGGCAUUGGUGCAUCUCCUCACGUACGGCGUAAUUCAGCGUAAGCUUGCCACCGAUUAUAAGCUGGUAGCACGGCGUCAGACCAAACCAACCACCACUAGCCCGGGCGAUAUGCUGUACGCUAAACUGAUGCAAAUGCCUCGGUGGAGUCCUUGCGGCACCCAAUCAUACGCACACUGUGGGGCAGAACUUGGCUUUCCGAGCGUCUGGGACGAAGAGCUUAAUUUCAACGAGCGCAACGGUAUUCAGAAUCCGCUCUUACUAUAUCGUAAAAAUAUCGAAGAGGAAUAG